Molecule: messenger RNA, 3465 nt
Organism: Chanos chanos (milkfish)
Lineage: Eukaryota; Metazoa; Chordata; Actinopteri; Gonorynchiformes; Chanidae
Gene: tmc3
Product: transmembrane channel like 3
Exons: 23
Coding region: 1-3465 (1154 amino acids)
Cellular component (GO): plasma membrane
Molecular function (GO): mechanosensitive monoatomic ion channel activity
Source: RefSeq, a predicted model, not a curated record
AUGAGCGGUGUUACAGAGCCAGCUACAAUAACCAGACCUAUGUCAUCCUCAAAAAGGCAUAAAAGUGUGAGGAAGAACUCCAGGAGGAUAUAUUCUCCUUACCAGGACAAUCCAGGUGCAUCAGAUGAAGAGGAUAAGGAUGGAGACAGUAAUGACCCAGAGGAAAUGUUCCAGAAUAUUCAGUUUCAGAAAGAGAUCAUUGCCAACAUUCGUACUCGACCGUGGCCCAUGAGACGCAAGCUCAAAAAUCUAAAGCAAGCCAGAGAAAUAGUUUUGAAGUAUGAAGGCAGACUUACCAGGACUCGAGGAUACCAGGCUGCAGGAGCUGAUCUACUGAAGAAGCUCUCUCGACUGCUAUACAACAUAGUCGUGCUGUUCAUCCCAUGGGAAAUGAGGAUAAAAAAGAUUGAAAGUCAUUUUGGGUCAGGAGUGGCCUCUUACUUCAUAUUCUUGCGAUGGCUGUUUGGAAUCAACAUUGUCCUCACCAUCAUGACCGGAGCCUUCAUCGUCCUGCCUGAGCUGUUGGCCGGUGCACCAUUUGGCACCACCCGCAGCAAGACCAUUCCCAAGGAGCAUCUCGCCUCCGCCCAAGAUCUGGACACCAUCUGGUCGCUAGGGGGCUAUCUCCAGUACUCAGUGCUUUUUUAUGGCUACUACGGUAAUGUACGGAAAAUUGGCAGUGCUGGCUACCGACUGCCCCUGGCCUACUUUCUGGUUGGGAUGGCUGUUUUCGCCUACAGUUUCAUCACUCUGUUAAGAAAAAUGGCGAAGAAUUCCCGUCUGAGUUUGGCCAGUGCCUCGGAUGAGAAUUAUACUUUCUGCUGGCGUGUGUUCUGUGCCUGGGACUAUCUGAUUGGCAACCCAGAGGCUGCUGAGAGCAAAGCGGCAGCCAUUGUCAAUAGCAUCAGGGAAGCCAUUGUGGAAGAACAAGAAAAGAAGAAAGACACAAGUUUAGCAGUUCUGAUCAGUCUACGAAUACUGGCAAACAUCCUGGUCCUACUGUCCCUGGCUGGCAGCAUAUAUAUCAUCUAUUUUGUGGUGGAUCGUUCUCAGAAACUGGAGCAGGAGAAACCUGAAUUAACGCUAUGGGAGAAGAAUGAGGUCAGUGUGGUUGUCUCUCUUAUCACCAUGAUUGCUCCCUCUGCCUUUGAGCUAGUGGCCCAGUUGGAGAUGUACCAUCCCAGAACCAGCCUCCGCUUUCAGCUUGCCAGGGUUCUAGUGUUGUACCUUGGAAAUCUGUACAGCCUAAUCAUCGCACUGUUGGACAAGGUGAACAGUAUGAGUUCUGCCGUAAGUCCAGGGAACUGGUCUGAUUCCACUGCUUUCCUAGCCACCAUAUCCCAGCCAUCUGAAGGAAACCUGUCCACUAUAGUACCAGAUCUCUCAGAGCGAAGGAACAGCACAGUGGACAUGAUGAUAGUGGAGCUUAAUAUCACGAAAACCAACAUUGUCUCCCCCAAAGCCCCUGCCCAGACCGUGCCUAACCAGACCGCUCUGUUUGAGUACAACACUCGCUCUCAGCAGGACCAGUGCUGGGAGACGUAUGUCGGUCAGGAAAUGCUAAAGCUCUCCAUCAUUGACAUGAUCUUCACAGUAGCAAGUAUCCUGUUGAUUGAUUUCAUUCGGGGUCUGGUGGUGAGAUACCUGAGUGACUGCUGCUGCUGGGAUCUGGAGAGUAAAUUUCCAGAAUAUGGAGAAUUUAAAAUAGCAGAAAACGUUCUCCAUUUAAUAUACAACCAAGGAAUGAUAUGGAUGGGAGCAUUUUUCUCGCCCUGUCUGCCUGCCUUCAAUGUGCUCAAACUCAUUGGACUCAUGUACUUGCGUAGCUGGGCUGUGUUGACCUGUAAUGUCCCCCAUCAGCAGGUCUUCAGGGCCUCGAGAUCAAAUAAUUUCUACCUGGCGAUGCUUCUUUUCAUGCUGUUUCUCUGUAUGCUUCCAACCAUCUUUGCAAUCGUGAGAUACAGGCCAUCACAACACUGCGGGCCUUUUAGUGGUCAAGAGAAGAUUUAUGACAUCAUCUCUGAGACUAUAGCCAAUGAUUUCCCCCUGUGGUUCAGUAAAGUCAUGAGUUACGUCACAAGUCCAGUGGUGGUGCUGCCUGCACUGCUUCUAUUGUUUAUGUUGAUCUAUUACCUUCAGGCCAUUGCCAGAUCGCUCAAAUUCACCAACAACCAGCUGAGAAUGCAACUUCAAACAGAACGCACAGAAGACAAGAAGAAAGUUUUUCAGCUGGCUGCAGCUCGUCUCCAAGCUCCUGAGGGAGGUGAUAAAAAAGUAGAGCAGGAGAGCGACAUCACCAGCAUGGAGUCCUCUGCUCGUUCCUCCUCUCCACGCCGGAAUGGCAGUGUUGCCAACUUUGAGUCACCUGUUCGUCAUGGCAACAGUAUCCGCACCAUCACUCAAUCCGCAUCACGUGCUGACAUCAGCAGGGCAACAGCGGCUGUGCGUAGCCCCUCGGCUCCUGUCCGUCACAAACACAGAGUGGAACAUAUUCCCAACAGUGCUUACAGAGUUUUCGGCAGUCCAUCAGUUCCUGUCCGGCAGGUACACAGAGUGGAAUACAUACCCAACAGACAUCCAGGAUAUUUUGGUGGUACUAGUGGAUCCUGUCGCUCGAAAUCCUACCACCAUGUGGCCUACAACCCUUCGAUGCGUUACUCUGAGAACAUCCACUCUGACCCUCUGUUCAGGAAGAGCAUGAGACCCAUGCACCCAGAGGCUGCUGGGAUAGUCACAGCCCAGAGCUACAUGGGCCGACGUGCCCACACCACCCGCUAUGUCAUUGUCAAUGAGCACGAGCCACGCAAGAAGGUAAUGCGCUCCACUGCCAGAAUUCCCAGACACUACCGUAUAGCCGAUGAACCAGAUGAGAUUGUGGAGCUCUACCCUCGAAACAUAAAGAGGUACACUCUGCGUACCCCACACCGGACCCACCAACCUCAUCUCAGCGAGGAAGAGGAAGAAGAGGAACCCAAGAGUAUGAGGAAAGGGUCGUUUGGUCAGGCGCACCGUCCGAGAUCCCUGUCCGACCUCCAUCAGCCAGCAAGAUUCUACAUUGGCGACACGGUGGACAGUCAGCUUUCCAUGGCUAAAGACCUGGCUCAGGGUCUGUAUGGGUCCCAGGAACCAGAGGAGGAGGACUGUGAUAUGGACUGGGAGGACACGCAGUCUCGUUCAAAAUCUCACGCUAAUGUUAAAGGUGCAGAGCCCACACACAGGCACGGUGAAGCACAUGUCAAACCCAAAACCAGACAUAAGACAGAGCCACCAGUGACUGAAUCAGAUUCUGCUUCUUUGGCAUCAAGCAGUGACCAACAGAACAGCAGCACAGACCAGUACAUCCAGGUUAUCCACAACAAAGAAAAGUACCUCAAGCCCGGCACCAAACUAACCAAAAAGAAAUCCAAAGCUGGCAUUGAUCUCAAUGUAUCUGGAUCUAAUGAGCUUGUUUGCUCAAAUGUUUAA